Rhagoletis pomonella (apple maggot) is the source of this 1756-nucleotide messenger RNA. RefSeq names its product DNA primase small subunit (gene DNApol-alpha50). The transcript has 5 exons. Gene Ontology annotation, biological process: DNA replication, synthesis of primer. The record is from RefSeq and is a predicted model, not a curated record. Gene Ontology annotation, cellular component: alpha DNA polymerase:primase complex. NCBI's taxonomy places the organism in Eukaryota, Metazoa, Arthropoda, Insecta, Diptera, Tephritidae. The coding region runs from base 287 to 1597 and encodes 436 amino acids.
CGCAAAACUUUUUUGCUUGGUGCUUUGUGUGGAUUUGUGUGUAUUACGUCGAAUCGAGAAACUGGAUUUAUUUUUACUUUUAUUUACCUUGAUUCAAAGAGUUUUAUUUUUAUAAUCAAACCAUAUUACUGAUAACAGUGUACAAUUUGCGACGCGAGAAAUUAUAAACGAUACACAAACGCACAAAGUAACAAAAAAAAAAAUAAUAAAUAAAAAAUUGGUUUGAAGAAACGAAGUUCAGGGGCAAAGGAGCUUCUUUUGGACACAAACAAAUUAAUAUUCCAAAAUGCCUGAGGACAUAAAGGCAGAGGAAAAGAUCCCAAAGUAUGACCCUAGUAUACUCCCGGAUAUGCUGCCUGUCUACUACAAGCGCCUGUUUCCUCAUAAACCCUUUUACCGUUGGCUGUCAUAUGGACUUUCUGAAGGUGGUAUCUUCGCCAAUCGUGAAUUUUCAUACACUCUUCACGAUGAUAUCUACAUUCGAUAUCGAUGCUACGACACUCAAAGUGAGUUGGAAAACGAUAUCUGCACAACUUGUCCGCAUAAAAUUGACAUUGGCCCCGUUAUGAAUACCAAACCAAAGAACUUUCGUAUCACAUCAACGGCCAUGCAACCUGUGCAGCGCGAGCUGGUUUUCGAUAUUGAUAUGGAUGAUUAUAAUGAAGUGCGUACCUGUUGCACUGGCUCAACAGUUUGUUUGAAAUGCUGGAAGUUCAUGGCCUUAGCAGCGCGCCUGCUUGAUGCUGCCUUACGUGAGGAUUUCGGUUUCGAGCAUAUACUCUGGGUCUUUUCUGGACGACGUGGUGUACAUGGCUGGGUAUGCGACUAUGAUGCUCGACACUUGGAUUCGAGAGGUCGCUCUGCAGUUGCUGAAUAUCUGCAGAUUUCUACAACUGUAACAAUUAAUGGUGUGGUUAUAGCGCGCGUACAGAACUUCGAACGUAUGCAUCAUAGUGUUCGCCGUGCGUUGAAGUUCGUUGAACCACUUUUCGACGAGAUUGUAUUAGAAGAUCAGAAUUUAUUUGGCGAUGCUAAGGGUAUUACCAAGUUGCUGAUGAUGAUUCCAGAUGAGACGGCGCGAAAUGAUGUGGAGGUUUAUUUAAAGAAAACAAUUGAAGAUGGUGUGCAUUCUCGUGUGGUAUGGGCUUCGUUCGUGCGUUAUGCGAAUUCUAUGCGAACGGGCGCAGUCAGCAUUUGGACACGAAAACUUAAAAACAUUGUUGAAGAAAUUCAGUUGGGAAUUCUUUACCCACGCUUGGAUAUUAAUGUUACAAAAGGUAUGAACCAUUUGCUGAAAUCACCGUUUUGUAUUCAUCCCGGAACUGGAAAGGUGUGUGUGCCAUUUAAUUGUCAUGCAGCUGCGAAAUUCGACCCCACCACUGUGCCCAACAUUGCACAGUUAUUACAGGAGAUUAAUGCCUUCGAUGACAAAUCAAAGAACCAAGAAAAUGGGCCCGAAGAUAAAAGCAGGAUUAAAGAUUACAAAAAGACAAGCAUGUUUAAAGGAGUUGUUGUGUUUGAAGAAUUUUUGCGCAAGUUAGAAACUAGUUUGAAGGCUAAGGCAAUAGAUGUAAGUGAUAAGAAAAUGGAGUUUUAAUCGACAUUCACAAGUGUUUCCAUAAUCUAAACUAUGUACAAUUUAAUAUGAAAAAGUGUGUGUUGGAAGAUGUAUGUAUGUAUACCUUUUUUAUAUAACUUAAUGUUGAAACAUUUGAGCAAAAAGCGCCAUUUUUUAUUCGGCAAAUGACUGCUUCUU